GCAGAUUUGUUUGCCUUUUCAUUUCCAUCUUCUGAGACACACUGGGAUGAAUGGGAAUUUGCUCCUUUUCUUUUUGAAUUUCUGGUUAAUGCUGAGCCAGUGAUUUGGCUAAGAAAUCAGUGCAUUUGACUUCUUGUUUUUUUUUGUUUUGUUUUGUUUAACAGCGAAAGAUCUGUGUUGUCCAAUAGUUUCGUCUUUACUCUUCAUUUACAGGAAGAGGUCAGCCACUUUCAGCCUUGGGGCAGCAUUUUAAACUCUCAUAGUUUACAGUAAAGCCUGGCUGUUUAAGAGCAUCGGGCCUAAUUCAUACCUCACAUAUGUGACAGAUUUGAAGCUGACCUCUAUGUGGUAUAAGUUUGCCACGAGGUGUUUCCUUAUUCUGUGCCCUCCAGACUAACUCAUCUAUGCAUCCCAGUUGAACAUACUCCCUUCUUAGGGCAUUUGUGGUCACGUGCCAGUCCCCUGCUCUUUGCUAUUUAAGAUUUUCAUACUUAGUACUGAUCUUCUGUAAUUCAAAUACAAAUGUUGUCAAGUGUGUUGCAGUCCACUUAGCCUACCCUUCUUUCCAGAGAACUUCAUGAGGAUCCCUCAUACCCUGCAGUGAAAACUUGCUGUAAUUGAAAAUUUGACUUAUACAUGAUGUACUGAAGUAUGUGUUCAUGCUGUUUGAAAAACGCUGGCUGGUUGUCCAGGAAUGUAUGAAUAUGUUACUUUUCGUUGCCUUUUUUGUGUGAAGAAGUCCAAUGCUUCACUGAAAUGCUAGGUAUGAUUUUGUUGCAGUUUCAAAAAUAUUUUCUAACAAAAGGAGGUGGUUUUUGGAAAUAGAUGCCGUUCUUAACAGACAAAGAAGAGAAAAUCCAUUCCCAGUAUGGCAACACAUACAACUAGAUGCAAGUCCUACAGAAAGCAGCUGAAGUAAGUAGUAGAUACCUGUCUUUGAUAGAUUUAGUUGUUUAAAAAUGUAUACAUGAAGAGACAGUUCAUUACUGUGAAUGCAGCUGUCGUCUUUCGCAGGAAAUAACUGUGAGGGAAACUGUUCUCAAGCAUAGAAAAAUGUACAUUUGACCUGUAUUUUUCCUUUCUAAGUGAGAAGAGGUAUUUUUCUGUAUGAAAUCCUCUAUACUGUCAGUGACAGAUAAGCCAAUAGACCAAGUCCAGUGAGUACCCUUGAAAUUUUCACUGCUUUGAAUCUGCUGCUCUGUCUGAAAAGAACAAAGAGAAAUACUUCUGACAUUAAGAGGGGAUUAAGCACAAAACGGACCUGAGUUGAGGCCGUUCACGUUUUAAAUAGAGUUUUUCUUUCAAGAUGGUUAUUAAACCAUCCUGAGUUAGUAACAGCAAGUCUUUUGCACAAAUUCUUACGGUAUAUGGAAAUAUCUUCAUCACACACUGUAAAGAAGAAGAUUCUGAAACGUCAAAGCAUUCUGGGGGCUACUGGCUUGUCUGAUGCUAAAUGGUAUAAAUCCAUCAUUGACUUGAGUUGGGUGUGGCAGUUUACCCCAGCUAAAAUUCAGGCCACUAGCAGAAAUACACCCAUGAUGCUCUAUUGCCCAAUUAGUGUUACCUUUCAGCAUUGUACAGACAUGUCACUCCAUACUCAGACCUGUGGGAUGCAAUGAAUCUGACUUACUAUGAAUCCUUUAGUGCAGGAAGGUACUACUCAUUAUAAAUAGCCACUUGGAAAACUGGCUCUUACAAUGUGUAUCAGCCGUGUUCAGAGGCAACCUCUACGUGGAGGAUGGAGAAAGGAUGGUGAAAUCGGUAAGUGGGGAUGCCUGCUGAGAAAUUACAUGCUGUGAGAGGAAGAAAAUCACACAAAGAUGAAGCAAAGAUGUUUAUAUGAUAAUUGUUUUCCAUAUGUUUAAAAUCUUGCCAGAGGAAAUUCCAACUGAUUGAUCCAACUGUGUCAAGAGUUACAUGGUAUUUGGAUAUCAGUACAAGACUGUAAUUAAAUGCUUUCUUUCAGAGGAUAAAUCAUGCAGGAAUUUAAGGGUGAAAUUUAUUAUGACGUCCUAAGUGUGUAGAAGUUCUGUAGUGAUGCUGCUUUUGUGGCAUCCUGAAAAAUCCCCACUUAGAGAAAUGCGUUACUAAUCGUUGCAGUUCUUUUCUUUGCUCAAUGUGAUCCCCGGAAAAGCAGAUGAUAACAUUCUUAAAAAGGGAGAUCAGCCCAAACAGAGAAGCAGCACAGUCAUGUGACAUCAGAAAAGCUAUCAUCUGCUAACAUUAAAGCAGCAACAGGGUUGUCUGGGGGUCAGCCAGGGCCCUAACGCUAAAGGAAAAAAAAAUAAAGAGCUUGGAAAAAGAUUCAGGCUCUAUUAUGUCCCACUUACUUGCAGAAUACCAGCUUAUAACGCUACUGGCAUCCUGAUCUUUAUUACACCGAUCUUGCCAACUCUCAUACCAAUUUGAUAAUUAACAGAUUGCGUCAAUAUAUAAUUCCAUAGUAACACUGUUUUUUUCAUUUUUCAGUAUCGCUGCACUUCUGUAGGACCUCUUUGCCUAAGAAAGCUUCUCUGAAAUAAGAUGGAGGAUGAUUUAGCGGACGCGAGCGGGGUCUGCCCUGCUGCCGUGAAGCCUCACGCCGUUACGCCUGGCACUGGUGAAUUUAGGGCAAACAGAAGCUAAUGCUGCCGAGGCUGUGCAGUCAGUCACGGGAAUCUAUCGAUCGCCCCAGGAAGUCGCGGGUGCAAGUGCCACGGCUGGGUUCCUUUCAACGGACAGGUUAUGUAUUGCAAGCAGUCCUGGGCACAACCGUGAUUCCGUUAUGUGGGCCUGGUGAAAUGGACAACUGCACAACAGCACUAAUUCAGACAGAGAACAGUCCACGUGUGGCUCAAGUUGGGAUAACCAGAUGCAAGCCUGAAAUGAAGGAUUACUGCUUCCACGGACAGUGUGUGUACAUAGUGGACUUGGACGAGCACUAUUGCAGGUGCGACGUAGGCUUCUCUGGUGUCCGAUGUGUGCAUUCAGAACUUGUCAGACAACCCCUCAGUAAGGAGUACGUGGCACUGACAGUAAUCCUCAUUCUGCUUUUCCUCACCGCCUUCUCUAUUGCAAGCUAUUACAUCUGCAAAAGGUACCGAAACAAGAAGAGACAAAUGAACACGAGUGAAUACAAGGAAGUUGGUACCCUGUAGGAGAAUCCGUGGCUUCAUACAGUGUUCUGUUCAUCUGGAUGGACUCGGUGGCUUCCCAUCUAUUUAAAUGUUAUUUUUAUUAACAAUAUUUACAAUAUUUAUGUUCUCUUAAAAAUUUCAAUUGUUUGGUGAUCCAAUCAGUAUAGGUCAAGUACUUUAUUUUCAGUGUUUUAUUUUUUUAUUUAAUAGUAUUUCUCAAUGAGAAUCCUACAUAAGUGGCUCUGUGGGAUAGAGAUAUAUUUUUGUAACGGUUCAUCUUCUUGCCAGUACUACCUGGCUCAAACUCUGAAGAGUAAUUUUAUAUUUAUUCUUGUGAAUAUGCUGAAAACAAUUUUACUCCUUGAAAUAAAAGUUCUAGACCAAG
Messenger RNA from Struthio camelus australis, 3501 nucleotides. It is a transcript of the gene EREG, whose product is annotated as epiregulin. Lineage: Eukaryota; Metazoa; Chordata; Aves; Struthioniformes; Struthionidae. Gene Ontology annotation, molecular function: growth factor activity; epidermal growth factor receptor binding. Gene Ontology annotation, biological process: positive regulation of cell population proliferation; epidermal growth factor receptor signaling pathway; positive regulation of mitotic nuclear division. The record is from RefSeq and is a predicted model, not a curated record.